AUGGAUGGCAUGGCGCUCGAAAUCUCACGCUUUCGCGGGUGGGUACAAGUGAAGGAGCUUGUGGCUUACUUGGAUGAACUGCGAACAGGUGUGGCAGACGCAGAUUCUGCCAUCUGCCAGUCAAUACUCCAAGCCGUCGAACAGAACUUGGUCUCGCCAGAUGUUUUCAGCAUAUUCAUUUCUUGGUCGAAGUCUCCUGCCGUCAUCGCCAGGUGCCUGAAUUAUGAGUCCAACACGAAGAUACGGAGAUUCGCUAUCAGAGAACUUGGGAAACAUCUGAGACGCCCUGGGAAGUUCGACUGGGAGCUGACAUGGAAAGCUUUGGGGGGUACCGAAGGGCUCGUUCAGAUCUUCGGCAGGAGCUCCGUCGACGAAGUCAAGACGAUGUCGAUGCUCAUAGGAGGCUGUAACCGCGGCAAGAAGCACGAGCAAACACAGCGAUGUGUCGAAGAGCUCCUGCGGGCCCUGCUCCCCGGCGUCUACGCUUCUACUUCGACCAUACAGAGCAACGACAGACGCCCGAUCCAGCAGCAUUACGCCAUCAUGCUGCCCGCCUGCUCCCAAAGCUUUGUCAACGAAGUCCUCGACUCGCGUGACGAUGCCAACCCUCUUUACAGAUGGCGCGACCUGAAAAGACUGGUCCGGAGCCACAGGGCUUUGCUGAGAGGACGUGCGAUCAGCCACCUCUUUAGCAGCGGCCCAGAGGACGAGGAUGCUCCGAGCUACCUUGAUACCUUCUUGUUCGGUGACAGAGAAUUCGCGAUCAAGGCUCUCCAAGGUCGCCUCGAUGGCACUGUCACGGAUGAGCGGUGGGGGCAUAACGACGAGAUCGCGGUGUUGAUGCGCAAUGUGCGUCGUCUUGCCAAACACUGGAAAGCACCCGUCGAAAAGAAGCGCCGCAUUCAUGAUCUAAUCAAGCUUGGACUGGAAAUACUGGGAAAAGACCGUGAAAGGAGUAGUGACCUGUCCGAUAACCUUUGGGCCAUGACUUUUUCGCGAUGGCAAAUAUGGCCGGACCACUAUGAAGAUGUGCUUCGACUUGGCUUGCAGUUGGAUCUCGCCGAACGACCACACAAGGAUCCCCGAAGCUACCUCCCUGUUUUACGGCGCCUGGAACCGGGGCCGAGGGAGCGACUGCUUCAGCUUUGCUACCUGGAUAUUCCAGGAAAGCCGUUGGACCUCUUUGCCGCUGAGGACUACUCGGCGGUCGCUAGGCAGACUUGGCCUUUCGAAUUGUUCCGCCUCAUGAGCACCGAUCAAGCGAUCCGCUUGCUGAAGAAGUUAUACCAAGCGAAUCCGGAGUACAACUUCCUUGAAACAUCGGAUAGAACAUCCAUCCUCCCUGUCCGGGAUGUCGGACCACAGCGCAACUUCAACGUGGAUUUGUACCUAACAAUACUCCAGCGCGACAAGGAGAAAGUGCAACAGAAUUCCAGAGACACAAUCGAAAGGCUGCGGAAGAAAGCGUCUGCGGCCAGGGACCAGUCUGACAGGGCUUCACUCGCAAAAGCAGCGGCAUGCUAUGCAAUCGCGACUGGAGAUCUGGACGUCUACGGCGAAACCGUCGUCUGGCAGAAGCGCUUUGUCAAGGACCCACUAACAGCCAAGGUGCUGUUCAGCAGGGACGUGGUCCGCUCAGUUGAAGGUAUUGAGCUUCUAUUAGGGACUCCCACUCUCGACACAUUGUCUGCCACAUGCAAAGACAGCACACCGCUUCUCCUAGACGAGAUAUCUCGCGGGAUCAAAAGCGCAGACGCUGUUCUCAGGACUUUCCAGGAGUCGUAUCUCCUAGCAAAGCGAGAGCCGUCAUUUCAGGAGUAUGACUGGACGCAUGUCAAGGGACUAUUUACCGCGGUGUUCAGCUCGCGAUUUUCCCGGUCAGAGACCCUGCAAAGGCAUUUUAAUGUGCCGAGAAACGAAGUCUUCCGGAUAGUAUGGAAAGGCCUGCUGGCAGCGCUUGAGUGGCUUAACGCAGAUUUUCUCCAAGCUAUCCGAACUGCAAUCCAAGAGCUGCUGGGAAAGUCACGUCCUGAAUUUCUCGCGGACGCCACGAGAUCAUUGCUCGACAUCGGGACCGAGGGGCGGAAGAGAAAAGAAGAGAAGGGCGCAUCACAUCAAGCUCCGGCAGGGUCUCCGGGCGUUUUUCCGAUCGGGUUCCAGACCAAGGGCAUGCCCGCGUCUCCGCCGCCUGGGUUUCCCUCGGCCAUCAGGAAUUCAAAGCUAGGGGAUGAGACUCUUGAGCAGAUGUCCUACGAUGCUCUGACGAAGCUGGCAAACAGCGACAUGCCAGCACUUGCGUCGCCGCUCAUACUACAGACGAUCCUGGAACGGCCAGACGCGAGCUCAUGGCACAGGAUCUUACUGUCAGUUGGUUUCCUGAAGAGGUUGCGAGCUGAAGAGGCACAUGAACUUCUCUUGGGCCUCGCAAAAGGGAUUGGUGAAAAGCUGGAAGAGCAGUCGUAUGUCCGAGUGGGCGAGUCCGAGCCGCCAAAGCAUGCGCCGUCUCAGCCCGCCGUCAAGGUGACGACGGUGAAAUACCUCGCCCAGCUCCUGAACAAUGCCGAGUUCAUCUCAAAUGACGCAGCUGCUGAGGUGUUGAUUGAGCUGUUCAGGGCCGCGCAGCACCGGGAUAUUCGCAUUGCCGCGCUUGAAAGUCUUUUGAACUUGCUGGAUGGCAUCUGCACCGGGACGCAAGAAGAACUGCGAGCCAGCCCCGUGGUGCGCAACAUAAUGGCCGCCUUGAAGACUGUCGUUCCGGUGGCUGGGAGCAUAAACGAGCGACGCCCUCUGCGCAAAGAAGACUGGACGGAAGCAGAGACGACUGGAAUGCUACCAGAGUUGUCUGAAACGCCCCUGGACAGGCUGCCACCUUUGAUGAGAGCAGUCGUCAGCGCGGUCGAAUUUCGCUCGGGCCUUAAGAAACUGGAGAAGGAAUUCGUCGAGCACAUUGUUCUUCCCGUGCUUGAGCAGUCCCAGCAGGAGCACACAAGAUGGGUCAACAUGUUCCUCGCCAAGCACAAGGCCACUGCGCUGGGAGACCUCCUUCCGGAGACGCCAAUAGUGCCACUUCUUUGGACCACCGUUUUGUGCAACUACUACCGUUUCAUUCCCAAGGAGCAUCUAGCAGCCUUCAACAGAUACGCAAUCCACCGCAUCGCGCCGACGCCCGCAAUCGAGAAGUUCAGUGCAUCUUUGCGGGCUGAUACGGAGCUGUGGGGGAAUCCCGAGGUACAGCACUGGCUAGAGAGUUAUGCCGGCGGCGAUUUUCACCCCUACCGCUCGCCGACGAACACGCUGUUCACGCUCCUCAACUCCGUGCAGGACGAGCCCGCUGAGCGUGCUGUUUUGCUCGACAUGAUUCUCCAGCACGCUGCGUUGUAUCUCGAGGAGUAUGAAAAGUACACAGACAUGUGGGACAAUUUCGUGAAUUCUCUCGAGCCACGUGCAGCGUCCGGUACGAUGGAGGAUGAGGUUGAAUACAAGAGAUGGUACGAUAAUCGUCGUUUCAUUGCAUUGCAGGUCAUAAAUCUGGUCAGAAACAAAAGACAGCAGGGGCGGCGCCUCAUUCUUCCCUCCACUACGAAACUCGAGCUCUGGCUCCUCUUCACGAUGGGCUGGUACAGCGCGGAUGACAGCUGCAAUGAUUUUGCCUCGAGGCUGGAAGAGCAUCUGUUGGCUGUUCUUCAGGAAGACGAGACAUGUGCUCUCCGGUGGUACGAGGUCGCACGCGCGACCUGGGAGGUGGUCGAAGCGGUCCUCAACACGGACGACGAGCGCUUGAGAGUUGCGUAUCAUAUCGGCAGGCUUGGCCAGGCUGGCCAGGCUGCGGGCGAGACGAGCCGGCAGCUGAGGGUGGCCUUGGACUUGGUCAAGCUUGAGGUGACUCUGGAACUCAUAGGCUCGUGCGAGACGGACAAGAUUGGCGAUUCAUUGACGCGUCGUCUGGAGGAGUGGCGUGCAUGUGACUCUGAUACUAUCAGGCGGAUGGUGUUUCAAUGGGAGGCAAGUAGGUCGACGGUGUAA
Messenger RNA from Diaporthe citri, 4023 nucleotides. RefSeq lists its product as uncharacterized. The record is from RefSeq and is a predicted model, not a curated record. The coding region runs from base 1 to 4023 and encodes 1340 amino acids. NCBI's taxonomy places the organism in Eukaryota, Fungi, Ascomycota, Sordariomycetes, Diaporthales, Diaporthaceae. The transcript has a single exon.